UUUCCUGAGUUGCACCGACACCCACGUGGAGCCCGGCACUAGCUCCUCCCCCAUCGGCUCCAUCCUACUCCUCCACCUUCUCACCUCUUCCUCCCUCCUCUUCCAUGUUGCUCAGUGCUCGGGACAGGAUGCGGGAAUAUCUUCCAGCAGCCAGCGCCAGCCAGGGCUGAACUUUCCAGAGCUCCUUUCCUCCGCCGAGAAGCGAGUCAGGGCGAAGCUCUCUGCACUAAAGCAGCGGCUCUUCCUUAGCAACUGAGGAGGAUGAGCGGCGGUGGGACGACCUACCUGUGUGUGCUUUUCACCUCGCUGGAGAGACAGGCGGAGGAAAACAGUGGGCAGGAGGAAUCAGGGGAGGGGACGCCGCGCGGCGACCAGGCAUAGAGCGCGGAGGGAAGAUUUCACGCUCCAUCAGGAGAUCUUGGACGACUCCGGCUCAGCACCAUGGACCCGCCCAACGUCACUCUUGGCAACGGCUCGCAGGUCCCCGUGUCUCCUCACAGCCUGUGGGAGGUCAUGGCCAUCGCCACGGCCUCGGCCCUCGUCAGCCUGGUCACGGUGGUCGGCAACGUCCUGGUCAUGCUGUCCUUCAAAGUCAACAGCCAGCUGAAGACUGUCAACAACUACUACCUGCUGAGCUUGGCGUUUGCCGACCUCAUCAUCGGCGUGCUGUCCAUGAACCUGUACACCAGCUACAUCCUGAUGGGCUACUGGUCCCUGGGCAGCCUGGCGUGCGACCUGUGGCUGGCCGUGGACUACGUGGCCAGCAACGCCUCCGUCAUGAACUUGCUGGUCAUCAGCUUCGACCGCUACUUCUCCAUCACCAGGCCGCUGACCUACAGAGCCAAGCGAACUCCCAAGAGAGCCGCCGUCAUGAUCGGCCUGGCCUGGCUGGUGUCCCUGGUGCUGUGGGCGCCGCCCAUCCUCUGCUGGCACUACUUUGUGGGAGAGAAGAAGGGCUCCGUGCACGAGUGCGAGAUCCAGUUUCUGACGGAGCCUGUCAUCACGUUCGGGACGGCCAUCGCCGCCUUCUACAUCCCGGUCUCCGUCAUGACCAUCCUCUACUGCCGGAUCUACAAGGAGACGCAGAGGCGGAGCCAGGACCUGGCGGAGCUGCAAGGACUCUCCAGGGGCCCCGCCCCCGAGGGCAAGAAAGCCCGAGGGCCGCUCCUGCGCUCCUGCUUCCACUUCACCAGGGAGCGGCGAGAGCCCAGCCAGGCCUCCUGGUCCUCCUCCAACCAGAGCAACGUCACCAAGAGCACCAGCAGGUCCCACCACAUCACCUCCUUCAACAGCUACACCUCCUCCGACGAGGACGAGCGCCACGUCUCCGCGGAAACGCCGCAGGGCUCCUUCAAAGAUCAGGCGGCCGGCAGCAGGAACGGUCAGGCCGCCGACCCGGACCGCUCCACUCCGCCCAGAGGCAAGAAGUGCGUGGCGUACAAGUUCAGAGCCGAGUCCCAGGGCAAGAACGGCGGCGCGCCUCCUGAGGGCGAGCCCUCCUCCAAGCCCCCGGAGCAGGCCCUGAAGAGCCACAUCACCAAGAGGAAGCGGAUGGUGCUGGUGAAGGAGAAGAAGGCGGCGCAGACGCUCAGCGCCAUCCUGCUGGCCUUCAUCCUCACCUGGACGCCGUACAACAUCAUGGUGCUGGUCUCCACCUUCUGCGCCACCUGCAUCCCCAAGUGGCUGUGGCACCUGGGCUACUGGCUCUGCUACGUCAACAGCACCGUCAACCCCAUGUGCUACGCCCUGUGCAACAAGACCUUCCAGAAGACCUUCCGCAUGCUGCUGCUGUGCCAGUGGAGGAGGAGGAGGAGAGGCCAGGACCCCAACAACAAGAUGACCUGAGCGCCGCCCGGGCCACCUCCACCUGUGGGGAUCAGCACGAGCAUGUCGUCCUUGUUGUGCUCGUGUUUCGCUACGUGUCGCCCACGAUGUCUGCUGCUUGAACACAAACCGCGUGGACGCCUCAGGGAGGCGGAGCUGUGGGACGCGCGCCGGACCACUUCAUCCCACGCUCAGCAGCUGUGACUCCUGUGUCGCAAACCGUCCCAAACUCACUGCUGGUCGAGGAGCGGGACAGUGGGAGGAAAUCAGAGUGAUGAUGACGUUGAUGGCGCAAUUUGUGAGCGAAAGCCUGUGAACACAGUUGAAAUUCUCCCUUCUGUCACGCGGUGCGGUGAGGUGACCUCUGACCCGGAAAUGUUCAUGACGGAACACGUCACUGUGUGUAACGCUCUAGCAUUGGACACAAGUCCCGCCCACCCAACACGCGUCCGCAGCACUGCCGACUCUCAAAAUCUAUAAAGUCGCUGACUGAGUGACCGGGACUCGGUCGGACAGAUCCGGGCCUCAAAGCGGACUCUCCCCACGCAGCGUCUCGUUCUCCCGCGGAGGUGGGCGGAGCCAGGUCCAGAGGUCAGAGCAGCAACGUCGUCGCGAUGAGCGCCUCGCUGCGUCAUGGAGAGGAGGACGUCCACGUGCGUCCUCCCUCGCCUGCACCUCUGAACCGUCCUCCUGGAGCCACUCGGGUGUUUCGCCACUGAUUCCUUACCCUGUGAACAAGGCCACGCUGCGUCCUUCGCAUUUACCGCAGCGUCAACAGGAAAUUGAAAUUCCAAACACCACAGCCACGUCUUAUCCGCAAAAGCAUCAUCCUCCUC
This is a messenger RNA of Synchiropus splendidus (mandarinfish), 2660 nucleotides long. RefSeq names its product cholinergic receptor, muscarinic 5b (gene chrm5b). Gene Ontology annotation, cellular component: dendrite; synapse; plasma membrane. The record is from RefSeq and is a predicted model, not a curated record. Bases 442 to 1845 code for a protein of 467 amino acids. Gene Ontology annotation, biological process: G protein-coupled receptor signaling pathway, coupled to cyclic nucleotide second messenger; chemical synaptic transmission; adenylate cyclase-inhibiting G protein-coupled acetylcholine receptor signaling pathway. Gene Ontology annotation, molecular function: G protein-coupled acetylcholine receptor activity; G protein-coupled serotonin receptor activity. Lineage: Eukaryota; Metazoa; Chordata; Actinopteri; Syngnathiformes; Callionymidae. The transcript has 2 exons.